AUGAGACUUGGGCGUCGCCGAGAGGAAACUCUCUCAUCGUCCGACGAUACCACUAUCUCGGAUCAGGAUGAUGAGCGACAUUAUGAGUACAUUCUCAAGGAGAUGUACGUGCCUUCUUUGAGCGAUAACUCAUCUGCCGCACAGAAAGACCUUGUGGACCUCGUCUUUGUUCAUGGACUAGGGGGGAAUCUCAGAACCACUUGGAAGCAAGAGGGCACAACUGAGCCAUGGUUUACAAAGCCAGAAUUUCUUGGCCGUCUUCAAGAUUCGGUUCGCGUCCUGUCAUUUGGCUACAAUGCUCACCGUUUCGGCGAUGUCGCCAACACGAGGAUAAUCCAUCACGCCAAUGAUUUACUCCGAAAUCUGGUUCUCAAACGACUCGAUCACCCAGACCGCCCUUUAAUAUUCAUUGCUCACAGUCUUGCCAUCAAGCAAGCUACGAAGUCCAUAAUCUUCAUGGGGACUCCUCAUAUGGGAUCGGAAAAAGCUGAAGACCUCGUCGUUGUGCAGAAAUUGGCAUCUUUGAUGAAACUUCAAACUGCUGUCGCGACAAACCUCACAAAAGAACUUCGAGCGUUCUCAAACUCAGUACAAGAUAUCAACAUGGAAUUUACUAUUGAUGUUCAUCGUUCCAUCAAGCUCUUAUGUUGCUAUGAGUCCCAUCCACAGCGGUUACCGAAUGGAGCAAAAGAAAUUAUAGUCCCUCAAUGGUCUGCUGUCCUUCAGGGCGUCGAUAAUAUAGAUCUCAAUUGUACGCACUCUGGAUUGCCUAAAUUCGCUUCCCCAUUACACCCACGGUUCGAACUGUUCUGGGGUGAAGUUGAAAGGCUAGUGAGACUGGCUGAACCACCUCCGAUCAAACCAUUAAAAAAGGCACCCACAUGGACAGAUGAAGAUGUUCCACAGCCGUCGCCUCGGCCACGCCCGAAUGCUCCUCUCCGGCGUCGACAUGACGUUGGGAAAGCAUCGAAAACCUCUAGAGACUCGGCGAUUCGCUCAAGUGUCGACAAACUAUUGAAAGAAGUUACAAGCCGCAUCAAUGCCGACUUACCAAUACCGCAUGAGACUGCCGUGUCUCAAGCUCAGAAUCGGACACAACCGGGGAAAUUUGAUGUUAAGGAGUUUAGUGAUUUCACCCGCCUUCUUCGCUCUGUGACACCCGAAAAUAAAGGUCUUGAUCGCGAGGCUCCUCACUGGCAGACAUGCUCAUGGAUAUUGGAGGAUCCCACUUUCGUCAAAUGGAAGGAAAACAAGAGUGGCAGUAUCCUAUUCAUUACAGGAAGCCCUGGAUGUGGCAAGUCAAACUUGGCAAAGUACAUCCAGGGUGCAAUGAAAGAUUCGAACGAUGAGAGAUGGGAGGAGAGCCUCGUCAUACCAUUCUACUGUGAUAGUCUGGAGAGCUCUCGACACAAUCCUCCAAUAUUGGAUCUUGUUGUCCAAUCUAUGCUGAGCAAGUAUACCACCAUAUCACAAGCGACACGAAAGAAGCUGGAAUCAGUCUUGGAAACCCUUGGGGUUGAUAGACAGAAGUCACGAUCACCUCUCGAAACCGAGAAUAGCGGACAUUUCUUCCAACUGAUGGAAAUUGUUCAAUUACUGGCGACGGCUGAAGAUGCUAGACCAACUUGUCUCAUAAUUGAUGGUCUAGAUCAAUGUGAAGACGAAUUCAUCAUCCGGUUGCUCCGUGGUUUAGACACGAUUUUCCGUCGCGAGUCUUCUGCUUCAGCCCUCAAAGUUGUCGUAACAUCACGCAUGGCAGACUCGAUCCGAGGGUUCGCGCUCGCAAAUAACCACAUAGAAGUCACACCAGAUCUGAUCCUUAAUGAUAUACAAAAAGUAGUUGACGAAGAAGUCGACCGCAUUAUUUUGAGUCGCCGAAUAGCCACUGUUGGACGAGCUUCUGUUUCUGCCGUCAUUGUUGAGAGGUCGAAUGGAAGUUUCCUCUUCGCAUCAGCAGUCCUCAAGGAACUGUGGCACAUCAAAGACACAGGGGCCAACUCAGUCUUUACACUCGUUACGAGCUGUCCUCCAACCAUGGAAGCGAUAUAUCAACAAGACAUGGACCGCAUUCAAAAUGAACGCAACGACUUAUUUCAGCUGAUUCAGAUUAUCUGCAUAGCAAGGUCGACCUUGAGAAUAGAAGAGGCCAAGGAGAUCCUUCGGUUUCUAAAUCCCUCGGUAACAAGGACUUACGAUCUUGUCGGCGAUUUGACAAGAACAUGCCAGCGGCUAAUUAGAUUUGGCGCUGAGGACACUCUCGAGCUUUUGCACCAGACUCUUUACGACUUUAUUCUCGACACGUACGAUGUCAACCUUGUACAUCAAACCCUCGCAACCGCAUGCCUCAAAUAUGUUAGGGAGAUAGAUUGGGAGCCAUAUUACGACCCAUGGACAGACUACUGCCGAGAUGCUCUUGCAGACCGCUACGUAUUUCUGGAAUACUCUUCGGCUUGGUUUAGGUAUCAUUUGAAGUUCUUUAGGCCAGAUACCUACAAGAUAUCUGGGGAUUUAUGGGAUUUCAUCCGCUCCCCAGCUGGGGAAAAGUGGCGAUAUUAUACGUUCCAGAGACAACGUACUUGGGAUUCUAGGAGCCCGUCGCCAACAAGAUCGCCUGCAUUAUUCAGGGCUCAGACACCGACUCCUUCUAGGUCUAGAAGCAGGUCCUCGAGAGGGUCCAGGACUCGAUCGCCCCCUGCAAUAGAACGCCCACAGACCUCUUCCUCAAAUACUGGCGCGCAGAAAGAAGAUGUGGUCGAGGCUGGAUACUUAUCGGACGGCACAGACGAUAGUGUGAGCAAAUGUGACUCUGACGGAUCUGGAGGCCGCGGGCGGUUGACCACCACGGCUCAAACUUCCAUUCGAUCAGCAAAACCACCCUUGGUGUUGCUCGCUCAGUGGGACGCGGAUCUUGUGAUCAAAGAGAUCUUCUCUCACGCCCUAGAACAUACCCCAAACCGCUUCCUCCACAGAAUCCGUGAUCUUCUUAUUCAUAUUUCCCCGAAUUCAAGGCAACAGGUCGAAGAAGACCUAGAGACACUGGUCAACGACAUAUGGGAAGGCACCACAGCAAUACACUAUGCUGCAGCCCAGCCGGGGGCAGCUUUGGAGGUGCUUCUGCCUUUCGCAAGGAAUGUAGACCUACCAGAUAAUGACGGGUCAACGCCUUUGAUCCUUGCCGCAGUCCGUGGCCAUUGCCGGAGCGUGCAGGCUCUCCUCAAGGCCGGCGCCAAGGUAGAUGCUGUUGAUCCAUGGAACCAAACGGCAUUGUUCACCGCGGUUGAUGUUGGCGCAGUGGAUGUUGUUCGAACACUUCUUGAGUUUGGGGCCGACCCUAACAUUUCAUCUAUCAACGGUCAUUCACCACUUGCGCUUGCUACAGGGAAGAAUAGUUCAGAAAUGGUCGAACUAUUAUUGGAGUUCUCAGCGGACCUUGAUGCUCCCGCAUUCGAUGGAAAACCUAUACCUUUCUUAGCUAGCUGGAUGGGGAGUACUGAUGCCCUCGAGAUCCUGAUACGACAUAUAGACGUGGAUCAAGUUUGGCGGAAUGAGCGCUUGAUUCACAUGGCAUGCUUCAAGGGAUGGAAAGGAGUCGUUGACAAGCUUAUCGAGAAGCAUGCAAACCUCAACGAUCCUCCCAGAGAUCUGCCAAAAGCUUCACCAGUGGCUCUGGCCGUUGAGUCGGGCCAUAGUGAUAUUCUGAGGGCCCUUUUGGCUGCGGGUGCUGCAGUCGAGUGCCCUGUGAAGGGAAUGAGCUCUCCCCUACAUAUAGCAGUGGCGGCUCAGAAUUUACUAGGAUGUGAGCUACUCCUUGAUGCUGGGUGCCAAGUCAACGCGGAAGACAAGGAUGGAAGCACGGCUCUCUCAAUAGCGGCAGAUCUGAAUGAUCUCGACAUGGUCGAAUGCCUUGUCUCUCACGGAGCUGAUCCAAGCAGACCGGAUUAUGAAACACCACUUCAUAUUGCGGUCGACUGGGGGAAUUUUGAGAUGGUGGAGAUUAUUCUUUCAAGUCGGUUAUUUUCCGAUAUAGACGCGAAAGGCGAUAAGGAAUACACUGCUCUUGGUAUCGCAACGACAACUGGGAGAUUGGACAUCGUCAGUAUGCUUCUUGAUCACGGAGCAGAUCCAAACAUGCGGAAUGGACCGCAAAACUCAGGUGCUCCACUACACAUUGCAGCCAACAAAGGUCAUCGAAGUAUAGUGAUAGAACUCCUGAAGCGAGGAGCAGAUCCUUACCCGGAAACUACCAAAGAAUCAAGUGCCUUUCAUGCUGCUUGUAUAGGGGGCUGGCUGGACGUGAUGGAAACCUUCUUGGAGGUUGUUGAUGAUGUUGGCGAGUUGGUCAACUUCGAAUGGGGCUGGGCUGGAACCCCUUUGAAAGCAGCUGCAUCAGGUGGGAGACUGGAUGCAGUGAAGCUACUUCUCAGUAAGGGCGCCGACCCAAACAAACAGCUGCAAUCCAAGAUCAAUAAGGGCCAGACUAUCAUCCAUGCCGCCGCUGAGGGAGGUAAUACCCAGGUUUUGGAAGUCAUACUCGACGCAGUCGAUGAUUCGUCACUUGAGAUACGUGAUAGAGCUCAAAGAACACCGCUAUGGUACGCUUGUGUGGAAGGACAUGAGGAUAUGGUCAAAUAUCUACUUGAACGAGGAGCGUCAACAGAUGUCAUCUUUGAUGACGUAGAAAACAUCAUACCUACGAUUGUGUCUGGCGGAUCUGAGAAGAAUCUGAAACUCGUCUUGGAGAAGAAUCCCAACCUCGACACCGACUGCAUCUUAGCAGAUGGCGAGACCCCAUUAUUCAAGGCGGUUUAUUGUGGCCAUGGCAAGCUUGUGUCGAUCCUCUUGGAACGUGGUGCAGAUGUGAACAGGAGAUCGAAAUAUGGAAACGUCCCAGUCUUUGGGGCGAUCACCAAUCGUCAGAAUGAGACUUUACGGAUUCUUCUUGAGCAUGAGUCUAUCGAUUUGACUCAGCGGGACUCCUUCGACCGGACUGCACUUCAGAUAGCACUGCAAUCGGGAACGAGUUUGAUGCCUGCCAUGGUGUUAGGUGCUGCCAAAGACUCGGAUGUAGAGACGAUACUUACCGAGAACCGAGACAUGUACGGACUCAACGCUUAUGACCUGACCAGGCCUGAAGCCAAUAAUCCAGCGCCGUUCGAUCGCUGUGUCGAAGGUGUACGUCAGGAUGCCCGAAGCCUACUAGAUGAUUUCGACCUACACGGGGUAAGAUGGGAGCGCCUUGGCAAGUUCCUGCUUCAGCUUGGGUCGUACAGUUUCGCCCAAAUUGCUCUUCAAAGAAGUGCUCGAGCUGUAGAGACAACCCCCUUAGUUUUGAAGCAUGACAACUACUGUGAUAUGUGUCUUGACACAAUUACAGGUCCUCGCUACGUUUGUUGCACAUGCUGCACAGUCGACCUCUGCGAAGUGUGUGUCAGACGGGACAAGAAACCGGGGAAUCGGACUUGGACCUGCGAUUAUCACUCCUUUCUCGCUAUUCACUUGCCCAAGAUACAGGCCCCAGAUGUAAUGUUGAGGACUGAGAUUGACUUCCACGUACCAUCGCGGCUGUCUCCUAUCGAAGAGGUAGAAUCUGAAACUAGCCAAGGGUGGACAGAAGCAGAUGGCAAUGAAGAUUUUCGGGAGCCUCCAUCUCUGCUAGAUGAUGAGGAUCCCCAGGAUGGCGUCUCUUUGUCUUCGGGCGACACUUCCAACAGCCAUACAAUGGCAAUCGAACCUAUCUCCACACAGUCGUCGACGGCGGUGACUGGUUACUCUUUUGACGACGGCGAACUCUUAGAUAAUGCGACUAACAAGAGCAGUGCGUUAGCAAAGGAAGAGUGGUCAGACAGAACCGAGGAUGAGCUUCGAGAGUUUCUCGAAGCAGUUCUCAAAACUUUCACUACCUACCAGACGCCAAAUGGAAUAUCCAAGUGGAACUUUUCGGUCGAUGGUUGGACUUUGAGGUAUAAAGAUGAUGCUCUGAAAUCCACAUGGGUGGAAGGGGAUGAGAAUACGAAGCUUAUCCCGUCUGUACGAGAGUGGGCGCCGCUUCAGCCGUUGACAGAAGCAUACUAUUACCUGUCAGGGCUUUCGUAUCUCAUGGCAGACGUACCACUGUACCUAGUUGCAACCGGGCUAGUGUUCCAUGGCCUUGAAGACAGAGGCUUCUGCUUCCGAUGUGUACCAAAGCAACGACAUGAGCUUUCGAACUUGCCACCUCCUGAAGAUUGGGAGCUGGCGAAGAAGGACGCGAUGUUUAUACUCACGUCCUUCUAUAGACCAAUGCCUAUCUGUCUUUUUUGUCGCAAGUUCUCAUAUGGUGGUACCGACUGUGGUGAGCAUAGUGACUUUGAUGAAGACGAUCGUCAAGACGUUACCUCGAUCAACUCCACAGACGCCAUCAUGGUUGGGAAAUAUCCGCAGCCAAGCACCCACAGUUUCGCCUGGAAGCCACGACAGGGCGUUGUCGGUGGUAUGGAGCUUCAUUCUCUUGAAGAUGCAGGUGUCGAAAUGGACUGGUUCACUGAACAGCUGAGGAUCGAGCAAGAAUGGGCCAAAUUGUAUCCUUAUGCGCUCUCACCAAUCGCAGAGUCCGGCAUCAUGUUCAUCAUGAUGAACAGCGCGCCUAACGAUUCUUGGGACAAGAUUAAGACCCUGGUACUAGUCAAUAAGUUCCUUAACGGCUUGGUCUCAGGGUCCCACACCGAGCAUAACAAGACAAUACUGCUCUUCCAUCCAUGGCCGCAGCCCGAAUUCAUGCCGAACAUUGACCCUCGCGGGUCUAUAAGACCAUCCCCGCUCGAAUGUCCCAAGGCGAACCUUCAGGAGAUCUUUUCGACCUUUUUCGACCAUGUCCUUUGGACAAGAGCCACUGACGUUCACUCAUUCAAGGGCCAGAUCCCUCGCGACACAUACGAUCGCAUGCGACGUGUAUAUCCCGCGAAAGCACUACUCUCACGUACCCUGGGAUGUCACCUUGCCGUCCCCGAUGCCCUCUUGAACAUCAGUCCUGAACUUGUUGUGUAUGGGCCAGCCAACGAUGGAACCGAUAGGCUUCAGCCUGUAACCUGUCUCAAGAACAGCCAGAUGGGCAGCACACCAGCCCCGUUCAUCAACCCAGCUCUGCUCGCCGAGGAGUACGAAAGCAGGCACCCCUAUUGGUCUCUGCGCAGACAGAGAAAGUCCUGGCAGCUACCAGAGAGCUACUCCCACCACUCUGCGGAGGACCCGGUCAUGUCGCAGAUGAUUAUGCUCGGCCACAUCGAGCAUUCCAUCGACCCAAACAAACCCUGCUGGGCCGACGAGAUCUCCGAUGCCCGGAAAAACGACAUCGAGUGGCGAACGCAGCCCCAGCAUGCUCUUCUCCGUCAUCCUCUAUCCAUGGUCAUGCACACCAACGGUGGCCUCGGCCCACGGGAUACACCCAUGAAUGCGAUUAUUGGUCCUUCAGGAAUUCCGCGUGCACCAAACUUUGGUAACAUGCUACACCCUGCCCGAACGGAGGCCCCAGGGGAAGCGUUUCGCAAGGCGACAAUGGAAUCCGAUACCACAAGCGAUCAAUUUCGAACACUUGAGCUCGAUGAUUCUGGGGAGGAAGACGAUUCCGAAAUGGAGGAGGAUGAUCCUGAAGACGAGAGUGACUAUGAGCUGGACGAAGAUUGA
Fusarium tjaetaba is the source of this 7659-nucleotide messenger RNA. RefSeq names its product ankyrin protein. Gene Ontology annotation, cellular component: cytoplasm. Gene Ontology annotation, molecular function: ATP hydrolysis activity; protein binding. The transcript is spliced from 9 exons. The record is from RefSeq and is a predicted model, not a curated record. The coding region runs from base 1 to 7659 and encodes 2552 amino acids. NCBI's taxonomy places the organism in Eukaryota, Fungi, Ascomycota, Sordariomycetes, Hypocreales, Nectriaceae.